CUACACCUGGUCAAGCCCUGCCUCGACCUCGUCCCGUGGAUAUACAGUCUCGUUUUCCUCGCCCGCCUCCCUUUUCUCUCCUCUCCGCCGGUCCUCACACAUGCAAUGGCGUCGUAUGCCCACAGCACAUCCAGCUCCGACAACAUCUCUACGCCCCGGUCCAUUUCCCCCUCAUCCGUGGCGUCAGCCCGGUCGUCGCACUCGUCUAUAUCUAGUUCCAAGCGCAUGUCCAUCUCGUCGUCGCGCAGGAUCUCGGCCGCGAACCCAAUGUCGUCUGUUGAUAUUGCUACCAUUGAGGAAGCCAUGAGAAUGGCGAACCUCGACACCCUCCGCGGCUACGCCCAGAACCACUACGCCGAGGUGCACCAGUAUGCCACGACCGAGUACAUCACGCAAAACCAGGCUCUUGGCUACCAGGUGCUGAACGAGCCCAUGUGGAACAAGGGU
This is a messenger RNA of Canariomyces notabilis, 447 nucleotides long. RefSeq lists its product as uncharacterized. NCBI's taxonomy places the organism in Eukaryota, Fungi, Ascomycota, Sordariomycetes, Sordariales, Chaetomiaceae. The annotation marks the transcript as partial. The record is from RefSeq and is a predicted model, not a curated record. The transcript has a single exon.